Messenger RNA from Coregonus sp. 'balchen', 4663 nucleotides. The record is from the annotation of a GenBank genome assembly. NCBI's taxonomy places the organism in Eukaryota, Metazoa, Chordata, Actinopteri, Salmoniformes, Salmonidae.
GCUGCAUCCCCUGCCUCAUGUGGUACAUUCCGGAACUCUCUAGUAGGCCUACCAACCGUGAGGAGGGGCAUAAACAACAGUGACACUUCGAUGUAGCUAGCUGUCAAGAGAGCUUGCUAGCCAUUCGCUUCCUCAAAGUUCAACGUUGAUCUCAAAGCAAGAGGGGAAAGAAUAAUCAAAUAGAGCUGUCUGGUUGAACCAACUCUCUGGGUAAGUGAGAGGAGUUGUCUACUUUUGCAUGUAUUUUUCAAUUUACAAUGCUUUGCUGUUAGCUAUCGUAUCUAUCUAGCUAGCUAGCCAGCCAACCAAGCCAAGGGCAAGGCAGGAAGGGUGUCUCCAAUCCAUAUUCGCUUAGCGUUAGCUAACGUGAUGGUAAACAAUCUUCCCAAACGAGUCUGGAUAUUGUUGGUAAAUAUUCUCAGUUUCGAAUUAACGUAAAGUUAAAUUAGUAACUUAAACGUUACUUAACUAUCAGUUAACUAGUUAGUUAUCCUUCCUGUCGGCGCUAGUAACGUAACUUUCACGAUAGUUAUCUAACUUAGAAUGCUAGCUAACAACGUUAGCUUAUCAGCAAACUAGCUAGCUAGCUAGCUUCAUUUUGUUGUUGUUGGCCUGUAAGCCAGGAACAAGCUCAUCAAUGGUAUUCCAGAAAUAACUCACUAGUUAACGUUAGGUAGCUUAAGCACAGACAAUGCUAACAUUGGUCUGCCAGAUAAUUGCAUUUAUGGCGAUUGUACAAGGAGGAGCUAGCCUAGCAACUAGCUAGCUAAUUAGCCAUGCUAACUAGCUAGCUGCCUGCUAGCAGAGAGGAAGACUGCUGCUAGAUACCCCAAAACAAGUUAGCUAGUUAGCUUGUCAAAAAUUGCUAAAUGUAGGUAGCAAGAAGCGAUGGCAUGAUUCAGCAUUCGCUAUCAUAGGAAGUCCUACCUACCUACAUUUAGAUGGUAGCCGUCGCUAGCUAACUGUCUGUCAGUGGACAUUCUUCCACUGACUGUACACGUCCAUAAAAAGCCUGUUACAUAAGUGUAACUAACGUUAGAUGAAAGGGAAGCAGAUAAACAAAGGGACUUUUUAAAUAGCCUAAAAUUGAUAUGCUGAAUCUACUGUUCUUCAAAAAUGAACUGACGCGGACCAAGUUAGUUUACUUAGAUAACCUGUCACAGGUAAACAAACAUUGUUUAUGCAUGAUCUUAGCUUAUCUAUGUAUCUUUCAAUUGAAGGGUGUAUCACCAUAGUGCCAUGGAGUUUCCAGAUCUAGGAGAGCAUUGCUCUGAAAACUCCUGCAAGCAGCUGGGUGAGUGGUUGCUAAUGUAAUGCUGUCUCCAUUUACUACCUCAGUGCCUCUGGGACCCUGCCAAUGCAGAGCCUGUUGUUUGUGUUCCCUUCCUGUCCUUUCUAGUAUGGCUUUGGAAUCUGUCAAUAGUUGUGGUUUAAGUCCAAAGUCCUCCACAACCAAUUGUCAUGGGCUGCACUACCCAUUAUCAUGAUUGAAGAGUGAUAGUGAGAAUUUCAUUGAUCUACAUUCAUAUGAUGGAUGAUCUCCAUCCUUUGCCAUGGAAUAAACACCUUGACAUAUUUCUUAUAUCUGACAGAUUUCCUACCAAUGAGAUGUGAUGCCUGUGAAGAGAUUUUUUGUAAAGACCACAUAAGCUAUGCAAAUCACAAAUGCAUGUCAUCCUACAAGAAGGUACAUUUUAAAAUUAUUUAGCAACAUUGUAUGUUUGAAUUAAAACAAAGUUCCUGUAAAGUGCAGUUAGUAUGUAGAAAUGAAUGUAUGCUGUUCAACUUUAUUAGUUGUCUGCAUGUUGUCUAUUGAUCCAAACAGAGCUUUAAUAAGGCUCUCUACUUGAUUCUGUCCCCAGGAUGUCCAGGUCCCUGUGUGUCCUCUGUGCAACACCCCGAUCCCUAUCAAGAGAGGGGAAAUGCCAGACAUCAAGGUUGGGGAGCACAUCGAUCGUGAUUGCCAGUCGGACCCUGCUCAGAACAAGAGAAAGGUAUGGUUGAUACUGAUAGGCUUCUCUACAGGACCAUUUACAGAAACUGCCUAUGGUUAAAGUGAAGUAGCUAGGCCUAAUCUAUGCUAAGCAACCUUUUUUUUUAUUGUAGAUAUUUACAAACAAAUGCUCGAAAGGAGGCUGCAAGCAGAAAGAAAUGAUCAGAGUGACAUGUGACCAGUGCCACAUGAAUUAUUGUCUUAAACACCGACAUCCACUAGACCAUGACUGUAAGCCUGAAGACAAACCAGUCUCCAAAUCUGGGUAAAUAUUUCCCUCCACCUCUAUCCUUCCACUUCAGAUGAUGCCAUUUAUUGAUUGUGGUACACAAUGUGAGCUUUUGUGGUAUAAUGAUGAUUACAUUUGAUUUAUUUCAGAUUCGCUGCUUUCAUGCGGUCCCAAGGAGCAUCCUCUAGCAGUGCCUCCACUUCAGGCAGUAGAGGAAGUUCGAGGCCCGUGUCUAAUGGGAAUGCUAGGACCCAGAGUAGUCGGUGAGGAUCCUCUUGUAUUGAUUUUCGAAACGCCACACUGAAGAACUACAUGAAGCUUAAAUAAAUAAGUGAUUUUGGCAAGCACAGUUUGCGGGAUCUUCUGUUCUCUAAAUUCAUGAGGCAUUUUCUCACUAAAACACAUGGGAUGGAUUCAUUCACAUGUUGAUUUUAUUGUCAUUGAAAUAUACUACACAUGGAAAGGAUGUCAAAUUUGUUCUUUCACAGAACAGCUCUUACCUGUUACCGCUGUGCUUUCUAGAAAGUGUUGAGUUGUUGACACUAUAACCCCACUGAGCAUUAUUGCUUUUGAUUUUAUCACAGCAGUGCUCAGGCCAUUUAUACUCCAGCUCUGGCCAUGCGGCCCCCUCCAGCACAGAAUGUAGUACCUGCUUCGGCAUCCUUUCAGGCUGGCCUGGUAUGCCUAACACUCUUACACCACUUGAUUGAAACUACUGUAAACUCUCUUCUCUGAAUAAUUCCAGUCCAUUCAUUGAGAUUCUAAAGUCUGCUCCUGUUUAUUCAUUGAGAUUCUAAAGUCUGUUCCUGUUCAUUCAUUGAGAUUCUAAAGUCUGCUCCUGUUUAUUCAUUGAGAUUCUAGUCUGCUCCUGUUUAUUCAUUGAGAUUCUAAAGUCUGCUCCUGUUUAUUCAUUGAGAUUCUAAACUCUGCUCCUGUUUAUUCAUUGAGAUUCUAAAGUCUGCUCCUGUUUAUUCAAUGAGAUUCUAAAGUCUGCUCCUGUUUAUUCAUUGAGAUUAUAAUGUCUGCUCCUGUUCAUUCAUUGAGAUUCCAAGAAGAAAAUAAAGAACAUCCUGUAAGUGUUUAUCUGCCUGUUGUGAUUGCAGACUGAGGAGCAGGCCUUACAAAGAGCUCUGGAGAUGUCCUUGGCUGAAUCGGCUCGCAGCACAGUCCAACAGCCAAUGCUCAGGUAAUAAACAAUCCCCAUUAAAUCCCAUAAUCCAGCAUCACCCACACAUAAUAUAGGCUGUAAUCAUGUCCAGAUGCCACCAACACAACCCAGUUACCUAUUGUUUUCUCUUCACUGGCUCUUAUUCUUAUGGAAAUAACCCCUUGGAUUUUACCUGGAAAAUGAAUCACAAUGCUAUGUGUUUGCUCUAGUUGAAAAGCAGGCUAUUUGCUUACUAUAGGAAAACACAAUAUUAAUAGAUUUGACAUUCGACUGUGUAGCCCAUCUUUCUUGCUCACGAUGACUUCAUAAAUGAAGUCAGUGGUGCCCACAGUUCAAUGUUUCUUCAUGUCAUGAUGUGUGUUUCUGCUUCUCAGACCUGUGAGUGACUGACUAUGUGUGUGUCUGUUAUCCACCCUUCUUUCUGGUGAGUGUGUCGGUGUGCCUCUUGCAUGCUCUCUGCAGUGUGUUGAUAAUGCAUUCCUCUGUGUGACAUAGAAGUGUUUGUGUGUCUGUCUCAGCCCUCAGGAGCAGGAGGAUCUGGCUCUGGCUCAGGCCCUCGCUGCUAGUGAAGAAGAGUACAGACGCCAGCAGCGGAGACAACAGGUAUCCAGAAAACUUAGGCGUCAGUAGCAUGCUAACAGGACAGGACCUCACCUAGGUACAUUGCCUCCAUGGCGUCCCCUAUAUCCCUUCAUCAUCCUCACUGGGUGCAUGUAAAGAUCAGCUAAGGAGAAAAUGAAUGACAAAUAACUUUGAAGUACUACAUAAUGUGUAUUUUAUCUGAUGGAGCUAAUUAAAUUAUCCUAUUUUUUUUCUCCCCAUGUUGAAUAUUUACCGUAAAUGGUGAGACAAGCCUCUCGCCAAUGAUUCUUUGUCUUGAAUUAAAUCGACUUUUGCCUGUACUAAUAUCUUACUUUCUGUCGUAGGAAAGAGAGUCCUCCAAACAGUCUUCCUGCAGCCUAUCAUAAACCCAGAGCCGUGUCUGAGCCCAAUCUGCUACCACCAGUAAUCAACUAGCAACUGUGCUACAUCGAUGGAACCCUCCAGCAGAACUCUUAAUGUCCAGGAUCACUGAUCCCAACUAAUGAACAGUCUGGGACUUUCAUAGAGAUACAUUGAAUAGUAUCACUGCUUUCUCUCUACUCAGCACAUAAUUAAAGAUAGGCUUUCUGUCCUUUUUACCGAUGGCUCUCUAUGUACAUAUUUUCUAUGUUGAUCAUGGACAUUUAACCUCAGAAUCAAUGUUUCUUGAAUAAAUUAUUUUAAAGAUGUA